CGGAGUGUGGGCCAACCCUCUUUGUGGGAGGAGGCUCCUAUUCGAGAGAAAAUAAAAGGACUGACAGGGAACGGCACAAACAAUACUGCUCAGGCAAUACAUUGGGAGGGAGGGCUGUGUACUGAGCUCCAGCACAGGUGUGCGACCAGUGAGAGGGUCAUACACACACAGACACGAGAUGACAGCCCCUCACCCAAGACACUUCAUCUUCGGGCGGAUACACCCGGUCCGAGCAUAAAGCCAUCGGAAGAGUGAGUGCAAGGUGAUGUGCAAGGGAUCCUGAUUAAAGUCAGUGAACCCUGCAUCGGGUGAGCACUGGGGGCGGGUGGGUUCUCGGAUAUUCGGGUGUGCUAUACAGUGCUGGAGUGGCCGGUUGACUAGGCAGCAUGAUAAAUAGCGGUGAUGGAUGUGUGGGUGCUCGGGGUACGGAUCUUCGGUCUAUGUGGGUGAAUCACAGAUGUUCUGCAGGGUGUCAAUGUGUAUGUACUGACCGUGUUAGUGUACUGGCAGUGUUUAUUGGUCUGUCACUGGCAUUAUUUAUGCUAUGUUUAGUCCAAUAUUUAUCAUAAAUGAUUCCGUGUUCUGUUCUGGUUUUCUUCUAUCGGUGUUCAAUGCUUGUUUCUCCCUGUUCUGUGGUCCUCUCUGUAUUGAUACAUACACACGUGACGCACCAUAUUACAGAACUUUGCUUUUACCUCUUAGGUUACGUUAAUGUGCAUGUGUAUUGUUUGUUUAAAAUAGUUUGGUACUACAUCGAGUGUUUUUUUUUUUUUUUUUUUAAAUCUUUUCUUUCAAUAAAGCCGUUUUAGAAGUCCAUGUCGUCUAACUAUGUAUUGAUUUAGACAUUCAGGAAAUUGGUAUCAUAGUAAUGUUGAUUUUCUGUUUUCUAAUUGAGCACCUGGUUGUAUAUCUAUAGGGCACUGUCUGUGUUAGACACACAAUGGUAGAAUUGAGCUUUUCCACAAUAAGCUCUAUGUAAACCUGGCAAAUGUUGCCAAGUAAACAGGAGCACAAUGAAACAAUCUAUUCGAACCAGUGGAAAUGUCUAGGAGUACAAGGGACAUGGUUUGAAGAAGCUUAGUGGUAUAAUGUCAAUUUAAAUACUUGCUGGGUUAUUCACUAAAGUGAGAAUUUAAAGUGAAUUUAAAAAUUUAAGCAAAAGUAGCCUGACUGGAAGCAUAGCUGACUUAUAGAAUUUUUCCAAUUCAGCUAUUUUGGCGUUAACUUUGAAAUUCACUUUUUAUUCAACUUGAAACCUCUAGACCAGGGAUAGGCAACCUUUGACACUUCAGAUGUCGUGUACUACAUCCCCCAUAAUGCUGGCAAAGUCCAAAACAUCUGGAGUGCCGAAGGUUGCCUAUGCCUGCUCUAGACUGUAAGCUUGUUUGAACAGGAUCCUUAUUAACCUAUUGUUCCUGUAACAUUUUGUAAUUGUCUCAUUUAUUGUUACAUUUCCCCCUAUUUAUAAUAUUGUAAAGUGUUGCGGAAUAAGGUGACGCUAUAGAAAUGACAAUAAUAACCCUGACAGAGUUGAAAAACAAACCCUCUCCACUAUUCCAAAUUUACAGCUUUUAAAAGGAGUUAAAAUGUAAACCACUCCCUGUCUAGUGUAAAACAAAAUAAUGUUCUUCAACACCAGGGUUAGACAAAUUCCUUGUUACUGUGACAGUCCUGUCAUGUAAUUACUCUUUGAAGAAUUAAUAUCAGGCUUGCUAAUCUGUCUGUAGGCAUGGUGUUUGGACAACCCUUAUCCACUCUAAAUUCAGAUCAAACUAUUGUUUUCAUCCAGGCAUUUUACACACAAGUAAUAGUUAAUGGAUCAUUUUCUUUUCUUAUGUUUAAUUUGAGGUUAUACCUUGGAAAAAGCAUUACAAACAUAACUGACUUUGUCUAUAAGGGUAACAGCUGUCCUUCAUACAUUUUCAUGUUGCUGUCAUGAGAAAAAAAGACUCAAUUAUCCAGAACACCACAUUUUUUUUUAAAAUAUCUUUAGCACUAUUAAUUCUUAUGGCUUUAAUGAAUGGUGCAUAGUGAGUGCAUUUAUAUCUUCAGAUAAAGUACAGCUAUACCGAAAAGUAUAUUUCCUUGUGAUUUCUGCUUUAUUUGAAUGUACCGGCCCGAUGUUCAAUGCCCAUCAGCUUCACAUUUGCUAAUAUAGUAUCUGAAACUACGUGCAACAAUCAGUGUGAUUGUGAGAAACCGUACAAUGCUAAAUUGCAUUUGCUCUAUCUCUACUGACAACGUGUACUCAAUUUCUUGGAAAUUUGUCCCUAAUAUAUUUGAAGAUCACUAAUGUAUCAAAGUUCACCUCCCGCAUUAUUACGAUGAGUAGAAUGGUAUCUAGCUUCUCAUUGGUUGGGCUAGGUUAAAAAUUACUUUUGACACUCCCUGUGCUGUGGACUACCAUAAUCGUGGUUAGCAAUCACUGGCUUACAGAUAACAGGGUUGUUUGCUGAAGCUGACUUGGUUUGUAACACAUUUUCCUUUAUAUUAGAUUUACAAACCGUAAUUUACAUAAUGUGUUUAACCUGAUUUUGUAUAAUCUUGCAAUUGUUUCUCCUGAUGCAGGUGGUGGACAGCAGACUCUUUUUAUUUCUAACUUCUGGGUGUCGUGUUGCUCCCAAAGAUGGCAGAGGGUGCACGGCUGAGAAGCAGUGCUGAGAAGAUCCCAGAAGAGAAGGGGCAGGAUUCUGGCUCCGGAUCGAGCUCUGGGGGAGCAGGUGGAGUUGCUCUGAAGAAGGAGAUUGGGCUGGUGAGUGCCUGCGGCAUUAUAGUGGGUAAGUCAGGCAUGCAUAUAUUUAUGUUUGAUGUAAUUGGUUAAUUAUCUGUGCCUUUUGCCAAAUGCAAUACAUGAUCAUCAAGUCAACAACUUCCGUGCUCUCAAAUUAAAUGUAGUAGUGUAUAUAUUAUUCCUUUAUGCCACUACUUUUUAGAAAAUGAUCCUUUUCACUUAGUUACUGCUCAUCAUAAUAUUACUUACCCCACUUCUCCCUUCAGUAUACCAUGGAUGUGCCUGUACAUAGCAAACCCACAUUCAUUAUGAAUAUUUUGGCACAGACAUUAGCCUGUCAUUGGUGUAGACUUCAGCAAGAUAUAACCCAUACAUCAUACAUUUGGUUUGGUGCGUCCUUUUUGUUUCUAUACAACUUGAAGAAUGUAGAAUAAAAAAAAAAUUUCAAUAGGACAAAUGAUGUUUGCCAUAAGAAUCUAGUGCUUAAUUAUCAUGUUUUGAAAUGUAAUGCUCUGCUCAGUUAGUAUUAUCAGAGCUUUUUAGAUGUGAGUUUGAUGAGCAGGAUGUUUAAACCCAGUUCCAGUUUAUGCCCUAGGCAGCUAUUGGCAUUAGAGAUGUUAACACCGCAAGAAGACCCAUGUAUGAAACCUUGUAGCAUUCCGAUUUCAGAUGCAUGCAAACCACUGGCUCUCUGACACCGUGGUUCCAAUCAAGCUGAAAAGGGGGUUCUACUUUUACGUUUAAGAAGUGCACAGUGUGACUGCUGUUUAGAUGCAAAAUAUUUCAUUAAUAUUAAGUUGUAUUGAACAUUGCAUCUGACACUCUUGGUUGAUUAAAAAAAAAAAUGGCCCAGUGAUUUGAGUGUAGGUCAGAUCGUUGACAAGCACUAAGUUUUUUGAACACAGCACUGUAAGCACUUAUUUGUCCAUCACCAUAAAAACAAAAGAGGCAAUGAGAUGGACAAAUUUGCUGCAGGUAACCUUUAAAAAUGCUUCAGGCAGGACUGUUGAGAUUUCUACCCUAAUGCAUGUAGCAUAUGAAACAUUUACAUAUUGGGAAAUAUUUAUGCUUUCUAUUUGCUUCAACUAGCACUGCAGUUUGCUAGGAUCUCCCACUGUUACUCCUAUGAGUUCAUUAUUCACAAACGCUGAGAUAAAGGAAGAGGGUAUGUCCCAAAAUUAAAGACUCAGAUGCCUCUGAUAGGUAGCCUUUUCGAGGAAAUAACCUUUAGUGUGAUGUUCCUGGUGGCAAUGUUUUUAUUGUUUUGUGGCUACCAGGAAGAAGGAUUCCUGUUACAUUAAUAUAUUCAUUCUUUACAAAUGCUUAGUUGUUUAGCUGCCUUUAGUGCAAUAUAGUCAAAUAACUAUCAAGUGUUCAUGACCAAACCAAUUUACCAAAAAGUCCACUACUGAAUAAACAAUUGCUAAAGGGCAAGACUUUGAUUAAUCGUACUGUUAAUAAUGUCAUCUCAGAUUUGAUUUUCCAUAUGGAAUAAGAUUUUAAUCACAGUCAGAUAAUGUGUGCAUGUCAUCCUUCAAUCAGUUUUUACACCACCUAAACUUAUGGAUGUUUUAUCAGGGAUACCUUAUUAUUUUCAUGCAGCACAAACUCCAAUAAUGCAUGUUAUAAAUAUCUCUUAUGUGCCAUAAAAACUAAUAGUAAUAAUUGUUCAGUAUUAAUAUACACAGAGUAUUGCCAAAGUUGUCUGUUUAACCUUGACGUGUUAGUCAUCGAACGUGGUUGGACAGGUUCCAUAUUCUUAAAGCGGCACUGUCACUGUUUUGGGGCUUUACAGAACUCACAAUGUCCACUGACUGUAACAUCACAGCAGGGGGUUCGGUGGCCAGAGGGACAGAUAAAGGUAGGAUUAACUUACCUGAACCUGUCCUUCUUGGGCGCAGCUAUCUUGUUUGAAAUUUCAGUGUAAGUAGGCCUCAACUUCCAACAUGGUCAAAAUAGGUAUUCCAUAAAGAUUAUAUCUUUAUGAAAAAUGAAUUUUUCAGGGGAGGGUAUUCAGUGCUGCUUUAACUUUACUGCUAGCAUCUAAUCAUUAGGGUGCCAUUUUAUAAUUCUUUGUCGCUGGAUCUCUUCCUGGCCCCUAAAACUGAUCUGACUCAUAAUAAUCAAUGCAUGCUUUAUAAGUAUGCAUGUGUUUGCCUUAAUCAUUUAAGAUCCAAUUGAGCAAGCAUUAUAUCGGAGUGAUGACCUUAGUCGUCACAUUUUUAUUUCAGGCCCUGUUAGUGUGAUACUGAAGGAUUUAUAUGUGUCUCUCUAUUCAUGUGUGAACUCCUUCCUACAAUUUAUAGAUAGUUUAUGGCUGUCCAAUGUAUCCUUUUAAUUGAGUUUGCACAAGCACUAAUCAAGCAAAAGAUUGAGGUUUGUACUUUUACUUGGUAACUGCAGGCAUGCUGUAACACAUGUCUACUUCAUCUUUAACAUCAUACAAAUGGAAAACAGUUUUAUGUGCACAACAAAGGCUAAUUUCUCAUUACUCUUGGUAAAGAUAGCAACCUUUGACAGGACCCCUCUUUACAGGUGUUUAAAAUGUUUUUGUUUUUGUUUUUUAUAGCAAUAUGUCUGUCAUAAAUUGCAUAGUUCAUCCAAACCCCACAAUAAAGAGGAGAUAGCAUGCAAGUCACAUCUGUUAUAAUGGUUAAAGGACCACUAUAGUGCCAGGAAAACAUACUCGUUUUCCUGGCACUAUUGUGCCUCAGGGUCCCCCUCCCGCCUGGCUCUGGAAGGGGGAAAGGGGUAAAAACGUACCUUUUUUUCCAGCGCUGGGCAGGGAGCUCUCCUCCUCCGUUCCUCCCCGUCGGCUGAAUACUCCUCCCCGUCGGCGCGCGCAUUCAGCCGGUUGCAAAGGAAAGCGUUCACAAUGCUUUCCUAUGGACGCUUGCGUGCUCUCACUGUGAAAAUCACAGUGAGAAGCAUGCAAGCGCCUCUAGCGGCUGUCAAUGAGACAGCCGCUAGAGGCUUUGGGGGAAGGCUUAACCCAUUCAUAAACAUAGCAGUUUCUCUGAAACUGCUAUGUUUAUAAAAAAUUGGGUUAAGCCUAGCUGGACCUGGCACCCAGACCACUUCAUUAAGCUGAAGUGGUCUGGGUGCCUAGAGUGGUCCUUUAAUGCAGCAUGAGAUAUGUAAUCUAUGAAAUCUACAAGCCAAUUUUGUUGUUCCCUUAAUAAGAAGUGAGAAAUAACACUAUGGAAGUUAUUAAAGGAACACUAUAGGGUCAAAAAUACAAACAUGUACUCCUGACACUUUACUGGUAACUUCAUUGUUAGGUACAUGGCCCCCCUUUCCUGCCUAUCUCACUCCGGCUCUUGAGCUUAGCCAUAUAAUGCUUUCCCAUAGUAAAGCAUCGGGAGACUGUAGUGCAUGCAAAGCUCCACGCUAGUGGCCAUCUGAGUGACUGUUAAAAUAGGUGUUACUAGGUAGUAAUGUAAAUACUGCCUUUUGUCUAAAAAGGCAGUGUUUACAUUAAAAAUCAUGCAGGGGUGUACUAUAGACACGAGAACCACUACAUUAAGCUGUAGUUGUUCUGGUGACUGUAGUGUCUCUUUAACCUUGCAUGGGCUUUGAUCCGAGCUGGAAAUUGUGUAUUCAUGCACUCUACUCUUCACCAAUGGCGAGUAAAAAGGUUAAUGGCCAGCACGCUAAAUCUUUUUUAAUCAACAACUUAACGAGACAAUGGUGCUCCAUCACCCUAAUGCCCCUUUUAUUGGUGACAGAACCUGUACAAAGGACAACCCUAUGAUUCAUGGAAUACAGAUGAUGAAGAUAUCCAGCUGAAGUGUGAGAGGCACAAUUUUUAAGAUUCUUAGAAACUUCAGCUAGGAGAUGGGUUUCAACGCUUGGUCUUUACGGAUGAUUUACUGUUCACUCUUUCUAAUGCUAUCUAUUGCCUCUCCCACUUGUGGAAAGAAAUGGAAAAGUAUAUUAUACUAUUCAAUGUCAAUGUUGAGAAAAACGAGAUUUUGCCUCUCUAGAUCUCGACUUGAGUAAGAUUGCUACUAUAUUCCAAAUUUCAGUGUAAGUAGGCCUCAACUUCCAUAUAAUAACUUUAAUUAUCAUCAUAGGGACCACUUCAAGGUCAAUUUCCCCCCAGCUCCUAGCUGAAGUUUCUAAGGAUCUUAAAAAUUGUGCCUCUCACACUUCAGCUGGAUAUGUCAUGUUAAUUUUGUACUUAUUUCAGGGUUUUCCAAUAACCACCCUAGUCCUUCUUUGCUAAACUUAAAUAUUUGUUUAUUAAAUUUUUUAAACAAGCUGAGGUCUUCUCCUCACUUAACCCAAGACAAGAAAAAGUGACGACAUGCCGUAUCUCUCCUUAGCUAUUUAUUGACUUAAUCGAUUCUUGACUGAUUUCUCUUUUUGAACACAGCGCCUCUAAAAAGACAAAAGAGAUGAAUCUCAACCUGCAACAAUCUCCAUAGCCAGAAACCAUAGCCAGAUCUUUAAUCUCACUAUAUAUCCAUCCAUCACCACUUAAUCAUUUGUCCCACAAUCCAUUAUUUAUCCCCAACAGUUAUAGCUUUCCUUUCUUUGCGAGAGGGAACUUUUUACAUGCCCAUUUCAGACCUGUUUAAAUGAUCGAACCUAGCACCACUUCCGACCCUUCUCUUAACUAACUUUGACUGUAGUUCAAGACUCAUGACUUAUUUUUAUAAUUAUAUAGUUUACCAAUUAGUAUACUGUAUUGGAUAUCUGACUUAUUGAAUGUAUGUUUUUGGUUUUUUUUUUUAUAUUUCACUUUAGUAACACUAAUAAAAAGAAAAAAACUUAGAGACUUACUGUCUAUGUGGAGCAGAAUACCCUUUUGUCUAAACUGUAAUAUACAUGUUACUACAUAAGCAUGACUCUUACAGUACGGACCUCAUUCUCUACAUAUCUGUUACUGCAGAAAGGGAAGAAUGAUAGAACAGGUACCACAGGAACUAGAGAGGAAGGAAGAGACACGUAAGGCUCUCUGACCUCAAAUGUGAGAAAAUAGCAGUCCCACAAUGCUGACAGUGCUCCCUUAGCUUUCUCAUCGAGCAGUUAGUGUCACGUGAGCAAUAUAAAGCUGAGUAGAGGAGUGAUGUGGUGUACAAGGGUCAUUCAUUGAUGCUGAUGAACCCGUAUUUUGCAGGCAAGGGUGAAUUCUUAAUAAAACUGCUGAGAGUGCAGUUAGACGCGUGCCUUUAUAGUAUUUGUUCCCUUAUUUAAUUUUUCAACUUUGCACAUUCAGCUACUUAAAGAUCUACAGUUAGCACUGAUUGCAGAACUAAAACCAGACUUUCACUAAAAAUUGAAAUAUAAUUAAAUAAUUUCUUUAGUUAGUGCUAGAUCAAGGGCACUCUUGACAAAAGCUAAAAACUAGCUGCAAUGUAAUCCUUGCAUAAAAUAUAGGAUUAUAGUGUAGCGCUUAGAAAUGCAAUAAAUAUGUGCAAAAUAUUCUCUCUUAUGGGGUGUCACAACACCUGUAGACAAAUUCACAACCAACAUGCAGUGUGUUUUUCAAGUGCUCAAGCAAUAAAAACAUACACUUUUGUGUAAUACUUUAACGGUAUGUACCUUUACAAAUGUGUUUUAAAAAUCCUUGUGUAGUGCUUGGUGUGCAAAAAAGUGUCAAUACAAUAUGUCAACUGUGAAAAACAGUGCAUAUAUUUUAAUAAAUAUUUAAAUCAAUAUUAAAAUACUUAGCAGCGAUAUAACUUCUCUGGAUAAAGUAUACCUCAGGAAGAAAAUAUCAGAAAAACAAAUAGAGAAGACUGUUUAUACAGAAAAAGAAGGACGCCACCCUUUGGUUCCAAUGUAAGUAGUCUUUACAGAUCCAGAUGUGAAUAAAAAGGUAUUUUAUUGAAUCCAAUGGUUUGAAAAAGGAUACUCUAAAAAUAGCAUAUAUAUUAAUAAAGCAAAAUCCACAGGUACUAAUUUUGUGCUAAAAAUGCGUUUCACCUAAUCAAGGCUUCCUCUGCAUACUGGUUGUCAAUUUGUUGUCUACGGGUGUGGUGACACCCCAAAAGAGAAUAUUUUGCAUAUAUUUUUUGUUUUUCUAAGCGGUACACAUUAAUCCUACAUUUUUGAAGAGAGUUUUUUUGCGGUUGACACAUGAUAGUGGUUAGCAGCUCAAAGAUUUGAGACAUAUUGAUACAAAGAAAACAUUCUAAGCACCUUCUAUAUAUUUUAACACUUGUAAUCCUGUCAGAGUUUAGUAUGAAAUAGUUAAUAGCAAUGUUUUUUUGCGUGUGUACAUUUUUACCUGCGUAUGGAACUGUCAUAUUUCAAGGGACCUGCUGUAGAUUCUAACUUGGAACAGCUACCCACAUGUUAUAGAUGCAUAAAACCAUACGGUAUGCUUUGCAGACCAUAACCAAUACUGACAUGUGUACUGGAUUUGCUCAUCUACACACUUGACUUUAUAGGAUUGUAGGGCUAGCUUGGAAAUUGAAUUGGUGCACCUGGUAACAAAUCAGUAUCUUAAGCCUGCAAAGUUUAAAAUGUUAAGAGCUUUUACGGUGACACCCCAUGAUUUACAAAGCAUUGGUAUGAAAGGAAUCGGAUGAUGAAACCUACCUUUGCUUGCUAAAUUCUUUCAGCUUUUCAUAACCUGACCUAUUUUGUUUAGUGCUCAUAGAAAUAUUUUAUAUAUACAUUUUAUUUUAUAUCUUGUGAGUAAAAUUGAAGAGGUUUUAGUAAUAUACAUGUUCAGUGGUUUUGUCUUCAACUCCUAAUACCAGGCUGCAUUUGUAACAUCACCUAUGCAGUCCUCAGUACACACUUAAUAAGGUUCCAUAUUAAAUUAGCGAAUUAACACAUAAUUGUCUGCACAGUUGUAUAUUGUGUGAUUUAUUUUUUUUAAAUUUCUGGAAGUAAACACAUCCUAUCCUCAUUAAUGGUGGAGCAUUCCCUGUAAAAAUCAAUUUGUGGCAAUCACGUCUGUCCCCAAUUGCUAACACCAGAGGUCUAUGAUUAAAAGCAAUUACAUUUUGGUGCAGGAACAGAAAUUUGGGAACUGAUAUAGCAUAACAGUAUUUCACAUUCAUCUGACGAGAAGAAGCUUUAUAGUAACAGAACAAACUAAAUGUAAUGUCACAUCCCUGCUACGCGAACAUAGAUUUGAUUAUAUUCUGUCUUUUUUUUUUCCCUUUUAAUUUCCUUUUUCCUACGUUAGUCACUCUCGCAGCUAUAUCAUCAUCUCUCCCUCCCCCCAUUUGCUGUGAAUAAUAGAUAAGAAGCUGACGUGUGAGCGCUAUUUAUAGUUGUGACGCUGGCAAAUGUGGCACUGCUGAAUGUAGAUCUUUAGGCGAUGGAUCAAGGGCAGUAUGUUGUAAGAGGGUUCUUAGUCAUGUAUAUUUUUCACACAUCGCAUCUCCAGUAUGUUGGUGUGUCACUUUACUCUCUGCUCUCCACUCAGACAGAUGUGAGUUCUGUGUCUGUAUGAAUGCAGGUUAACCCCUUAAGGACACAUGACAUGUGUGACAUGUCAUGAUUCCCUUUUAUUCCAGAAGUUUGGUCCUUAAGGGGUUAAGGUAGCAAUAUCUGUUCCUGGAGCAAAAAGUAAGCAUGCAAUUUUCUGCUGUUUUCUUUAUCCAGUACAUAGAACAACGCCUGCUCAGUGUUUGCUAUACACAUUCUUUGUGGAUGUGUAUGGAUACCUGCAUUGGAGUGGAUGGCUGCCUGGCACCACUGUCUAUGCACAUCCUGCACUUAGUAGUGAAUGUAAAGAAAUUUAGUGAUCAUGACUUGUGAUAAAUACUUGUAUAUGCUGACCCAGUACAUCAACUGUAGGCACUGUCCUGGUGUUUGUGGGUCAUUAGUCAUAAACAUGACUGAGAUAUUUCUACUGCUGUAAUACUGAAGAAUCAUUCGGUAAAGGCAGCCAUAGUUAUAACUUCUGGCAUAUACGGUAUGUCCUCUUGAAUGAAUUAUGUAAAACCUGUCACCUGUUUAUACCUUGUUUUCUCUCUAAAUCUCUUCAUAGACAGUAAUUAAAGGUCUAGAACGAAGACCAGUUAUUAGCAUUUUUUUAGGUAAUAGAGUCAAGACCAAAGAUAGAGAUGGAUCAAAGGUUGAGAAACUGCAAAGUCAGGCAUAUCAACAGGACAACAGCAUUAUACUGAGGGCAAAGUCACACAGUGCAGUGCUGAAGCAGUUAGCGCUUUGAAUGUUGUCUUGUUUCCUUAUAUUAUUUGAACCUCAAGCAUGAAACCUGCCUAUUGAACUCUUCACUGGAAACAGUUAAAUGGGGAGCACAUCAUAAACCCCUUGGAAGCUGAGAUAAUAAUGUACCAGUGUUAUUGCAUUUUUUUUUUCCAGUAAUCGCAGAAAAUGCCUCUGAGUAAGAAGUGGACCUCACUGUGCGUCAUAAUCCCUCUGCCUGUGCAUGAUUAAAAUCCCCAACCCCCACAGCACCAAAAUUGCCAGCUCUUUAUAAUAGAAGAUUUUUUUCACUUGUUUACAACCCAUGUUUCUGAGAUCCUUUUUGAAUCCACCUGCAAGUGGAUAAAUGACUUUUUAAUUUUUGUAAAAUUGCUGCCGCUAAGCUGUAGGAAAGCAGAAUUGCUAAACCAUAGUACUAAGAUUGUGUUCAUCUGUGGAAAUUUGCAGUACUGUGACAGUGACCAAAUUUAUCCUGCAUAUGCACAAGUGAUCCAUACUCCACCCUGUUUGUACAUUGUCUUGAACUCUUUAUUGCAGGAUUACUAUUAUCAUUAUUUAUAAAGUGCCAACAAAUUCUAAACUCUUCCUUCAUCAUAUAGAUGUAGCUUUCCUUCUCCCAAUAUAAUAGCACUGUAUACAAAUAUGGUCUGAAAGCUCUAAAUAAAAAUACUUAAAAUUCAUAUAGAGCUGCAAUUAAAAAAAACAGCUUUAUACAUGUAAAGGACAGAGCGCACACACAGACAUGUGUGUGAAACUGAACCGUGCUAAUCUUAAAAUGGUAAUACAAAUGAAAAAUAUUAAAGCAAUUCAUUUGGACAUUAAAAAAAAAAAAAACUUUAUUUUUAAAAAGGGACAAACCAGUCCAGUCCACAUUAAAAAGGUCCAAAGUCCAAAAUGUUUAACAAGUAAAAAUGUUAUAAAGUGCCGUCGGGGAAUACUCUCUGCAAUUUGCCUUGAGAUUUUGUAUGAACUCAUAGUGGGCAUCAAAGACAGAAAAAACAAAAAACAAAACUAUUGCGCAAAAAUGUUAUGUACAUAAUACCGCACCAGUAAAAUUAUGCUUACAUGGAUAAGUGAGUAUGGUAGCACUGAUAAAUUCCCAUAAUUGAACUCCAUGCAGAAAUUUCUGAAAUUAACUUUCAUAGAAUCGCAAGACUCCGCCAAGGCGGUUUGCCACAAUUCCAAUGUUUGGGCUGUCUAUUGAGUAGCCUCGAUCUGCUCCUUGUUUCAACUACCUAUGCUUGUGUUCUGUUGCCUGUUGUAUAAUCCUUCUCUCACGACCAAUACUUCCAAUUGGUAUCCUUUUGAGAGAAAUCCACUCUGCGUUGUGUUUUAAUAGUGAAUGUAAUAUCCCUGUGUCACCUCUUCCAAGAACUAACAUAUAUCUUUAUCCCCUUGUCCAGAUAAAUAUAUGACUAGCACUACUAAGGUAUUCUACCCGAUAUUACAAAUAAACAGCCAACACCAUAGUUCUUACCAGAGCGAAAUCUUUACUUAGAAUCUGCCCAAUUAAAUAUUACAGAAGAAGAAUGUUAGAGUUCUAGUAUUACAGAGUUACAAUACAUUCAUAACACUCACACAUUCCAACUAUCUAAUAAUAUCUACUGUAUGGUGUAUGUGCUGUGAGAUGUUGUAUACAGCAUAUGUGUCUUACCAAACCUAAUCUAAUGUGAUGUCAGUAUCUUCUAUUUUUAAAGGAAUUGGUUCCUCAACUCAAUUGAUAUGUAAAUGUGAUUUACUUUCCCAAGGUCCAAAGUGUUGUCUAUCCUGUUAUUUUAUUUAAGUGUUUACUCUCCCAGCCAUCCCUUUGCCUCUAACCUAAGGUGUGUUUUCCUAGAUAGAGACUCCUUUGAAGACCAGUUGAUAUGUAAAUGUGAUCAGUGCCUUUCAGUUGCUGUAUCUUUCCAACUAUCUAAACAGAAACUCCCUUUGAAGAUAAUUCCUGACCUCCCAUACACACAGACUUAAUCAAGCACAUAUUAAAAAGAUAUAUAAUCAUAAUAUUUCCCCAACAUUGCCAAGUGACCAGAUCCAUUUUUUUUCUCACAAGAGGCUUUCUCAAUGGUAUGUCCAUACAACAUCUUAGCGAUCUAUAUUUGAGGUUAGCUCACAUUAUAGGUUCUUUUCAAUAUUUUAUUCAAUAGUUUGAUUUCUAGAGUAAUAAUGAUUCACCUGGUUGUGGGAGCAGUGAGGACGGAAUGAGACAUAGUGGGAACAGAAUUCCACAGAAGAAAAGGACUGCAUUCGUUCCAGGACCACAGGUUGUUUAGCUGAAGCAGGGCCAACAAUUUCAAUGCAUAAAAUAUGUCAAAAAAUAGGCUUCAGGCAGUCACUGGGUUCAAGGUGUAAAAUAGUUUUAUUGGAUCAUGUACAGAGCAAUUUUUCAACUUUAACAAAGGUCUUUAUCAAGCUAACACCACAUAGAACAUCACACUCGCUCUCUCACUCUCUCUAUAGUAAACCAAUUAGUGUUCAUAAUAACUUACCCCAUCCUUCCAGUUGUGAUAAGGGACAAGGAGACAGACAAUAAAGUAUGGCGACAAAAUCAUCCGUGGAACGAUGAAAAAAAACAAACACGUCCACUGUUGGUGAAACACAAGAGAUACACCAUGCCAGUAAAAGCGCUAAAGCACGAACCACGUAAAGGCGUGUAGACGUCAUAAUAGUGCAAGGCUUAAAGUCCAAAUGCAGCCUCGUAAAAGAUAGAAAAGCGCAAACACACAGGCAAAAUAAAUAAAAAAGAGUUUUGAAUGAAACUACCAAACUGAACAAGAGACACUUCGCCAUGGUAGAUAGGAAAGCGCAAGAGCACAUGCCCACAGGCAAAAAAAAAAAUUAUAAUCGAAAUAAAAAGAAAAUAUGGUUUCUACCAUGCUAGAAAAAAAGAACGGUGCACCCCCGCACAGGAUAAGACCAGACACGUACGGCAAUACCGUACCCUCUCCUUUCCCUAUCUUCCUCACCCUUUUCUAUUUUCACUAAUCAACUCCCACCCAUACACCCUAACCACCCCACGCCCACACAGGUCUUGGACAAAGACUGAGGCGACAUGUAUGCAUCCUCAAACCCACACCCAAAACGUGAAUCAUGGGAACAGAGGUGGGAGUAAACCCCACCCCCCAAAACACAUACACCAGUCUCACCGCAGCGAAACUCCAGAGCGACCCGAACAUCAAUCUGGGCCACGAGCGCACACCGAACCUCAAAGACCAUGGCCCUUAAAGUAUCCUCACUAAAUGUUAAAGGCCUCAACGCCCCACGUAAGCGACGCACACUUUUUAGAGAAUUGAAAAGAUUAAAUCCUGACAUAGCAUUCAUACAGGAGACACACCUAUCUCGAUCCGCACAGGUCUCCCUCCGUGAUAACACAUACCGCCUAGUCGCAGAGGUACAAACCUUCCAUAAACAUAACGGAGUAGCAAUUUUAGUACACAAACGAUGCCCAAUACACGUAACCCAAGUGACUCCUGACCCAGACGGUAGAUACGUCCUAGCAACCGGCUGGAUUCAUUCACAACCCAUUCACUUACUCAACAUUUAUGCUUCCAACACACCAACACCACAAUUCUGGAACCAGAUGUCGACAUGGUCUUUUCACUGCCCACCGUGAUUAUCCUCCUAGGGGGCGACCUAAAUGCUACUCCCGCCCCAGCAGCAGAUAGAAGCUCAUGCCCGGGGCUGAUCAGAUCCCAUGGCAAAGGCACACAAGACAAACAACUACACCACUUCAUCCGUAAAACAGGCCUCAUAGACGCAUGGAGGACACAACACCCCUGCCACAAAGAUUACACCUAUUACUCGCUGCCCCACGACACAUACUCAUGCAUAGACAUGUUCUUAACUAACCACGCAGGCUACACAAAAACACACAAAAAUGAAAUAGGUCAGACCAUGCGGACAUCGCAAUCUACCUUAGCGGCCUCCAUAGCUCUACCCCGUGGACGUGGAGACUCAACAUGUCCCUCCUCAAAGAUCCCCAAGUCGUUGACGACAUUCAAAAACAGAUAAACACAUACUUUACAGAAAACCUAACACCAAAUAUCCCCAUGACCACGGUAUGGGCAGCCCACAAAGCCGUGAUCCGGGUCUCCCUUAUCAAAAUAGCGACUCUCAAAAAACACAAACUCACUCAACUGCUAAAAACCCUCCGUACAGCGGAGCAACGCCAUAAAACCGACCCAAAUCCCCAAACACUACAACUACUCCAAAACACCCGCAUUACUAUCAGACAGUUACUCAUAGAUGACACAGCCCGAGCACUCACAUGGUCGAAAGGGACAUUCUACAACAAAUCCAACAAAAUGGAUAUAUUACUAGCCCGCACGCUAUGACCCAGAACCCAACACCCCCAUAUCACAACGAUAAGAGCCCCAGAUAGCACAUUGAAGACCUCUCCGACUGAAAUAGCCCAGAUCUUCACAACCUUCUAUACAACGUUAUACAACUAUUCCCCACAAGAUAACAUAGUUGCAUAGUUACAUAGCUGAAAAGAGACUUGCGUCCAUCAAGUUCAGCCUUCCUCACAUAUGUUGUUGCUGUUGAUCCAAAAGAAGGCAAAAAACCUAGUCUGAAGCGCUUCCAAUUUUGCCACAAACUAGGAAAAAAUUCCUUCUUGACCCCAAAAUAGCAGUCAGAUGUCUCCUUGGAUCAAGCAGCUAUUACCCCACUAAUUAGAAAUUAUAUUCCUGUAUGUUUUGUUUUUGUAAGUAUUUAUCCAAUUGCAGUUUAAACCUCUGUAGUGACUCUGACAAAACCACCUCUUCAGGCAGAGAAUUCCAUAUCCUUAUUGCUCUUACAGUAAAAAAAAACUUUUCUUUGCCUUAGAUUAAAUCUCCUUUCUUCCAGCCUAAAUCUGUGACCUCGUGUCUUAUGUAUGGCCCUGUUUAUGAAUAGAUUUCCAGAUAAAGGUUUGAACUGGCCCUGAAUAUAUUUGUAUAAAGUUAUCAUAUCCUCUCUCAGGUGCCGUUUUUCCAAACUAAACAGAUUUAAUUUUUUUAACCUUUCUUCAUAACUAAAAUGUUCCAUUCCUUUUAUCAAUUUUGUAGCUCGUCUCUGGACUUUUUCUAGUGCCAUGAUAUCUUUCUUUAGAACAGGUGCCCAAAAUUGCACAGCAUACUCAAGGUGUGGUCUUACCAGCGAUUUAUAAAGAGGCAAAAUUAUAUUUUCAUCCCGAGAAUGUAUGCCACUAUUUAUACAUGACAAAACCUUACUGGCCUUAGCAACUGCAGAUUGACAUUGCAUAUUGCUGCCUAAUUUGUUAUCUAUAACAAUUCCCAAAUCCUUCUCGUGCGUGGUUAUCCCUAAUUCACUAUCAUUUAGUGUGUAAGUUGCUUAUGCAUUCUUAACCCCGAAGUGCAUAACUUUGCAUUUCUCUACUUUAAAUUUCAUGUGCCAUUUUAGUGCUCAGUCCCCCAAUCUAUCCAAAUCCUUCUGCAGCAAAGCAAUAUCCUGCUCACAUUUUAUUACUUUACAAAGUUUUGUGUCAUCUGCAAACACUGAUACAUGGCUUUCAAUGCCUAUUUCAAGAUCAUUUAUAAAUAUGUUAAAUAAAAGCGGUCCCAAAACAGAACCCUGAGGGACACCACUUACCACUUUUGUCCAGCCUGAAAAUUUACCAUUAAUUACAACUCGUUGUAAUCUAGCCUUAAGCCAAUGUUCUACCCAAGAACAAGAAUAUUCAUCUAGACCAAUUUCUUUUAGUUUGAAGACUAACCUAUUGUGAGGAACCGUAUCAAAUGUCUUGGCAAAAUCCAAGUAGAUCACAUCCACUGCAACACUACAGCUACUCCUGAGCCAAUGCUCCCAACAUCUUCACUCAAACGGGCAAAUCUGUUAGGCUGCAUGAGAUCAGGACUAACUAAACCUUUUCUCUUCCCUCCCCCCCGCUUCCUCACUCCACUUUCACCCAGCUACGUGACUGUUCCCCAACGCCGAUGCGAAUCGGAAAAUAACUGACAUUUAGUUCAUGCCGCCGACCAGGUAGGUUUCAUACCGACAGUUAUUCGAAAAUACUAGAUGAAACAUUGACAUAAUAUGGAUGCUAGCAACCGCAAAAACACCAUCUUUAGCGCUUUCACUUGACGCAGAAAAAGCGUUUGAUCACGUAAAAUGGCCCUUCAUGUUCGCACUCUUAGAACAUCUGAACAUGCCCCCCCAUAUAUCACAGCGGUACGCGCAUUAUACACGAAUUUCUCAGCACAAAUAAAGAUAAACAGGACGACCUGCCCGUCAUUCAACAUAACCAACGGCACCCGACAGGGAUGCCCCCUAUCCCCGCUACUCUUUGUGCUGACUCUCGAACCACUCCUUCAAGCCAUUAGGGAACAUCCCCAAAUUAAAGGGGUUAAAAUAGAAGACCAAGAAUUCCUAGUAUCUGGAUACGCAGACGAUAUCAUGCUGACCUUAACCAAACCUAUCCCCACGAUGCGGGCAUUGCUUCCACUCCUGGGAACACACGGUGAGAUCUCGGCAUACAAAGUAAAUGUGGAAAAAUUCAGUGAACUCCCCAUAAACCUCACACAGACGGACAUAGCCAAAAUUACCUCAGACCACCACAUACACGUUACACCAACUUUCCUUACAUACCGUGGUAUCAAAUUACCAGCAGACCCUACCGUACUCCACAGACUAAACUACACACCCAUAAUAGACAAACUCAUCUCGGACAUGGAGACCUGGACGGACAAACCCAUAUCAUGGAUAGGGAGAAAACACUCAAUUAAGAUUAACAUCUUCCCCCGAAUUUUAUUUCUAUUCCAGGCCAUACCCAUCACAAAACACAAUCUCAUCCCACUACAACGGACAAUUGAUAGAUUUAUAUGGCAGAAUAAGAGACACAGAGUAGCCCGUAACAUAGUAUAUCGCCGCAAAAUGAGAGGUGGCCUAGGUCUACCCCAUCUACACUUCUAUUACAUAGCUGCCCAGAUGGCACAAAUAGCCCUAUGGCAUACCACCCGGAGACUAGAAGGUGGGUGGAUCUGGAAUCGUUGCUCACGAGAUCCAAUCUCCCACAAUUCUACAUCUGGACCCCAAAAGAGCACAGGGCCCUCCCGAGAACAGCAUUCCCAGCCAUUACCAAUUCAAUUAUGGGACAGAUACGCCCUUAAAUACGAACUAACCUCUAUGACCUCCCGUCUUACCCCGAUAUAUCGUAAUAGGGCUUUCACACCAGGCAUGAGACCCUGGGACUUCAAAGGCCUAGAGCAAGCCAGCCUCCAGAGGGUAUACCAACUUUAUACGGGCGACACGAUAAUCACCUUCCUAGACCUACAAUCCAGAACAACCUUGACACCAGCCGACUUCUUUAGAUAUUUACAACUCAAAAACUACACGGCCCAAGCGACGGUGAAAACAGCAGCCAAAACCAAACCGACUUUCCUUGAGCGAAUCUGCCUAGUGGAACAAUAUCAAAGAGGCAUGAUCACCCAACUGUACUCCCACCUCACGGGAGUGGGGAGAACUGCAAUACACCGACAAAUGGGAAACAGACUUGGGGGAAUCUUUAGAGGGUAUUGAUUGGCAGGAUAUAUGGGAAGCCAACACCAAAACCUCCGUCUGCGUCACGAUGCAGGAACAGGCUUGUAAAACAAUGCUCAGAUGGUACAUUACCCCGGUCCAAUUGUAUCACAUGAAAAAAACACCUACAGAUCUCUGCUGGCGUAACUGCGGAGAAAAAGGGACAUACACCCACAUGUGGUGGUCCUGCCCCACAAUUAAACUCUUCUGGAAAGGCAUCCAAACGCUCACAUCACAAAUACUACAUAGACCAGUAGACCUUAACCCAUGGACAUUAUUCCUGGCCAAGCCCCUUGACAAUUGGUCCAGACCAGAACAACAAUUGAUAAAAAAAAUAGCAUUGGCAGAUAGAAAAGCCCUAGCCCAAACAUGGUUACGACCCAUCCCCUCCCCCCCCAAAUGUCUACAGUGCUCAACAAAAUUAAAGAGUGUCACCUCAUGGAUAAAUUGACGGCCCAAAUAAGAGGCUCACUGAAAACAUUCACUAAGACAUGGGAAAAUUACGUUGACAAACAAUAACUCACCCCGUCCUCAUAUACCAAAACCCGCCUUCCCACUCCCUAUCAUUAGGCCGAAUUAACCGGUACCCUGGCCUAUAAGUUCAACACACCAAAGCCACCAAAAUAAGAUGGCAACUUAAACAUACUGUUAUGAUAUUAUUCAUGUUUUACGUUACCACUUGUUGUUCUUUCCAUUUAUAAUACUUAUAAAACCAAUGACAGACAGAUCUUUAGCACAGAUGAUGCACACAAAAUGCCAUGAACACCUCAAGAACCACCUAAUGGCAAUACAUACUUCUUGAAUUCACAAUGAGGCUUCUGCGCAAGCCAUAUGACUGCAUUGCGUAACUUUCUCUGUCAUUGCAAAAAUAAAGAAUUAUAAAAAAAAUUAAAAAUGCCAAACAUUCACAGCUAAAAAUCAUACUGAUGUGCAAAAUUAUUUGCGAAACAUCAAAAGAUGCGUAUGUGCGAUAUAAUUCAUAACUUGCAUCUAGUGGUAAGUGAAUACAAAAUCUGAAAAAAAGACUGAAUAUAUUUUAAAUAUAAAGUGCAAUCAUAAAGCAGUUCAUAUUAUUUUAAUCAUAGACUGAUUCUUAAAGAAAGACCUAUAGUUACUAGAACUACAGCUUAAUGUAGUUUUUCUGGUGUCUACUGCCUGUCCCUGCAGGCUUUUUAAUGUAAAAACUGCCUUUUCAGACAAAAGACAGUGCUUACAUUACUGCCUAGUAACGCCUCUAGUGGCAUACUGCAUGGAGGUGCUGAAAGUUCCUCAUUGAUUCAAUGCAUCUCAAUGAGUAGAUGCUGAUUGGUGCAGCGCAGCGUUUUGCCAAGCAUGAGCAAGAGCUCAUUGGAAAGCAUUGGAUUGGCUGAAACCAUCAAGUAUGAUGAUCUCAGUCAAGGGGGCUGGGCGGAGUCAGCCGAGAGGAGACCCGCGCUGUACUUGGGGGGGGGGAAAAAAGGGGAAAAUCAACAAGAAACUUGACGGCAACUAGCUUGUGGAUAAGUUAAGGGUGUAAAAGAGAACCAGUACCAAAAGUUCACAAGAAUAAAAUAUUAAACGUAUUCUGUCAGUUUAACCCCUUAAAGGACCACUAUAGUGCCAGGAAAACAUACUCGUUUUCCUGGCACUAUAGUGCCCUGAGGGUGCCCCCAACCUUAGGGUCCCCCUCCCGCCGGGCUCUGGGGAGAGGAAGGGGUUAAACGUAGCUUUCUCCAGCGCCGGGCGGGGAGCUCUCCUCCUCCUCUCCUCUCUCUUCUCAUCCUCCUCGGCUGAAUGCACAUGCGCGGGAGGAGCCGCGCGCGCAUUCAGCCAGUCCAUAGGAAAGCAUUCACAAUGCUUUCCUAUGGACGCUGGCGUCCUCUCACUGUGAAAAUCACAGUGAGAAGCACGCAAGCGCCUCUAGCGGCUGUCAAGAGACCGCCACUAGAGGCUGGAUUAACCCUAAAAUAAACAUAGCAGUUUCUCUGAAACUGCUAGGUUUAAAAAAAAAAAAAAAGUUAACCCUAGCUGGACCUGGAACCCAGACCACUUCAUUAAGCUGAAGUGGUCUGGGUGCUUAUAGUGGUCCUUUAAGGACACAUGACAUGUGACAUGUCAUUAUUCCCUUUUAUUCCAGAAGUUUGGUCCUUUAAGGGGUUAAAGAUAAGUACUAAAGAUUACUGCUAAUGAUAAAAAGUUAAAACACUCCUACUCAGAUUAAUGUCAAUAGAAUGUCCUUUAGGGUAUAGCGUAACCAGUCUUCUGAUCCAAAAUGCCUCUCGUAGCAGAAAUUGUUUACUAUUAUGCCCGUUCUUUGGGUUUCUGGAACAUGUUCAGUAAUCUGAAAUUUAAAUUGAGAGACAUGUGUAAUGGGCCCAAAAUCCAUUGGCAUCCACCAUUUUAUAAGAGGAGCCAUGGCCACAGCAAUAAGUGCAGUUGCAUAGCUAAGGUUUAAACUGGGGCUUACAGCCCUAUCCUCAGGUUGAAAGGUUCAGUCUCAUGAUAGCCAGAGCUGUGAGGCAAGAAAUUCUUAUCACAAGACACUGUCUGAGUUUAGGUAUUAUAACAACAAUCCAUAGUAGACUUCACUCUGAUCUCCACAAUGCAAUGUGAAGGAUCAUUAUUAUUUUCUUGAUGAUUGUGUCUGCAUGCCUGAGCAAGUAAGCUAAGGGAGUUUGGAAGGCAAACCAUGCCAACAUACUUAAUAUAUGCAUUUCAGAGACUUACACAGCCAGUGAACUGUAACACAGAGCUUGACAGAUCCCAGAAGCCUGGAAGCCAUUGACCCUAACAUUUUAUUUUAUUUUAUUUUAUUGCUGGUACAUCAUUUUUGCCUAUUUUACUACCAAUUUUCCUUGGCUCCAAAAACAAAACUAGUAGACUGUAAGUGAAAGUAAAAUACAAAAAUAUGGUCUGCGAGCUAACCAAUUUUAUCGGAGCCACUAACAGUUUAUAUAGUAACCAAAAUUGUUGGACAGACUUAGUUUUUUUUGGAGAGGGACUGCAUGUACCCCUGCUUCCUAUAUUUAUGGUAGCUGUGUGUGUGUGUGUGUGUGUAGGGAGAGAGAGGUAUAUAUCUCUAUCUCCUUCAAAAAAUACGGCACUCUAGAUGUCCUGAUGGAACUGAAACGUUGACUUGGAUUUUCUUAAUUAAAGAAAGAUUUGAAAAGCCUAGAGUGCCGGUAUUUUUUUUUUCAAGGUUAUCUAUUAUGCUGCUGGGCACUGGGUUCUGGACUUAAGGUUGGAUUGCAAGUGUUGGGAUUUGUUUGUGUGUGUACCCGUAUAUACUCGAGUAGAAGCCGAGUUUUUCAGCACAUUUUUUGUGCUGAAAAACCCCAACUCGGCUUAUACUCGAGUCAGUCUGUAUUAUGGCAAUUUACACUGUCAUAAUACAGACCAGGACCGCCGGGCUCAUUGCAAGCCCGGCGGUCCUGUUGGGGGCUGGCAGUGAGCUCUUACUUACCUUCCUGCAGCUCCUUCAGAGAGCUCUUACUUACACCAACGGAGCUGACCUGACGGAGGAGAAGGAGCUGACAGGAGCUGCAGGAAGGUAAGUAACAGCUCGCUGUCACACUGAACUGCCAAUGCCACUGGACCACCAGGGAUUCCAUAUUAUUAUUUUAAUAUUAUUUUAAUAAUAUUAUUAAAAUAAUAUAAUCUUAAAAUAAUAACAUUAUUUUAUUAUUAUAUUAUUAUUAGGGAGGGGGGACAAAAAACAUUUUAAAAAAUAAUGCAAAUAUUAAUAUAAUAAUAAUAAUAAUAUAGUAAUAUUAUUAUUUUAAUAUAUUAUUUUAAUAACAAUAUUUUAUUAUUAUAUUAUAUUAAUAUUUGCAUUAUUUUAUUUUAAAUGCUUUUUGUCUCCCCUCCCUGGCCAGGCAACAAGCAGGGAGGGGGGACAAAAAAACAUUUAAAAAAAUAAUAAUGCAAAUAUUAAUAAUAAUAAUAUAGUAAUAUUUUAAUAUUAUAUUAUUUUAAUAACAAUAUUUUAUUAUAUUAUUAUUUUAAUAUUUGCAUUAUUUGUUUUUUAAAUGUGUUUUUUGUCCCCCCUCCCUGGCCAGGCAACAAGCAGGGAGGAGGGACAAAAAAAAAUUAAAAACAGUUAUGCAAAUAUUAAAAUAAUAAUAAUAAUAAUAAUAAUAAUAUAAUAAUAAAAUAAUAUUAUUAAAAUAAUAUAAUAUUAAAAUAAAAAAAAUUCAAAUUAAAAUGCCCUCCUCUCACCCAGUUUACACACACUGCACAAACACACACUGCAUUCAUUAUAUAUACACACUGCAUUCAUUAUAUACACACACAAACACACACUCUGCAUUCAUUCUAUACACACACUGUAAAUAAAUAUUCAAUUUAUGUAAUUUUAUUGGGAUCUAAUUUUAUUUAGAAAUUUACCAGUAGCUGCUGCAUUUCCCACCCUAGGCUUAUACUCGAGUCAAUGAGUUUUCCCAGUUUUUUGUGGUAAAAUUAGGGGCCUCGGCUUAUAUUCGGGUUGGCUUAUACUCGAGUAUAUACGAUAAUAUGGGCAUUUUGUGCAUUUUUAUCUGCAUUUUGUUGCUGCCACCUUAACGCAUCUCACCAUGACAAUUACAUGGUUAUUCACUUAACCCCUUAAGGACACAUGACAUGUGUGACAUGUCAUGAUUCCCUUUUAUUCCAGAAGUUUGGUCCUUAAGGGGUUAAAGGACCACUAUAGUGCCAGGAAAACAUACUAGUUUUCCUGGCACUAUAGUGCCCUGAGGGUGCCCCCCCCCCUCGGGGUCCCCCUCCCACUGGGCUCUGGGGAGAGGAAGGGGUUAAAAUCUUACCUUUCUCCAGUGCCGGGCGGGGAGCUCUCCUCUUUCAUAGCGACGUCAUUAGCUGAAUGAGCAUGCGCGGCAGGAGCCGCGCAUUCAGCCAGUUCAUAGGAAAGCAUUUACAAUGCUUUCCCAUGGACGUUGGCGUCUUCUCACUGUGAUUUUCACAGUGAGAAGCACGCAAGCGCCUCUAGCGGCUGUCAAUGAGACAGCCACUAGAGGCUGGAUUAACCCUAUUAUAAACAUAGCAGUUUCUCUGAAACUGCUAUGUUUAUAAUAAAAAAGGGUUAACCCUAGCUGGAGGUGGCACCCAGACCACUUCAUUAAGCUGAAGUGGUCUGGGUGCCUAUAGUGGUCCUUUAAGGGAGAAUUUAGUGAAUUGCAAAUUGUGGUCGGAGAAAUAUAUAUUAAUCAUCCUUCAGUAUUCUUUUGAGGAGUUUUCUUGCUGAAUCAAAACAUUUUAAGAAGUGAAAUAAUCUUAUCAGUUUUUUACCUCCCCCUCUCCUGCACAUCACUAUCUGUCCUUGUGUGUCUGUAAAACCAAUCAGUAAUACAAACAAUACACUCCCAUAGGAUGUAGACCUGGAGAGCCAAAGGUUAUGUAUCAGCUUCCGAAAGUAAUAAUUUAGGUUUCCAUACACUAAUUUUCAGACAUGUGAUAACACUUUUACACUCAUCUCUGUGUAAGAGAAAAUCUGCAAAGUGUGAGCCCUAUUUUAUAAUAUGGGUUUUCUAUCUGAAAAAAAAAAAAUCAAUGUAUGUUCGUGUCUUACACUGUUCUCCUCUCAUGUGUAAUAUAGUUGGUAGUUGAGGUUACUAGUCACUAGUUACACUUAGUGAAGAUUAAUAAAAAUGGUAACUUUCACUGGAGAAACAAUCAAUAAUAUGAAAAUAAAAUAAUAGAAAAAACACAUGCACAAUUGUUAGACUUGUAUUAUGCAAAAAUACAGAGCUACUUAAUGAAAAUUCUUGCCUUGCAUACUCUCACAUUUAAAGGGGCUUACUUACUAAACUGGAAAUUGUGGAACAUUGAUGAGGUAAUUUGAAAUUAGGCCAACCUUUAUCAGUGUACUAUUUUGGGCUAAAAUUAGCAAUUUUAACAUUUUCAAGAAUAGUUAAAAAAUCAGAAGAUUCAUCAACAGCGUUUUAAGAUAAUUACCACCUCUAUCAGCCUACAUAACCUAUUUUUUUUCUCUUCACGUAGGUAAUAUCAUCGGCUCUGGUAUAUUCGUAUCCCCUAAGGGAGUGCUGGAAAAUGCAGGUUCUGUGGGGAUGGCACUAAUUGUGUGGAUUGUCACAGGUGUAAUCACAGCAGUUGGUGCUCUCUGUUAUGCUGAGCUUGGGGUCACUAUUCCCAAAUCUGGAGGAGAUUACUCCUAUGUGAAGGACAUUUUUGGAGGACUUGCAGGGUAUGUAGGAUAUUUGUUAAUAUUUAUUUGCUGAAGUCAUGGCAAAUGAACUGGUUGGCUCACUGAAGCUGGAACUGUAUGGGAUUGUACCUGCUAAACUGUUUAUUUUUAAGAUUACCUUUAUUUCCUCAUAGGUUCCUAAGGCUAUGGAUUGCAGUGCUGGUUAUCUACCCUACAAACCAGGCAGUCAUUGCCCUGACCUUCUCAAACUAUGUCCUGCAGCCUCUCUUCCCAACCUGCUUUGCACCGGAAUCUGGUCUUCGUCUCUUGGCAGCUGUCUGUUUGUGUAAGUAAACCUGAGAUUUCUGUAUUGAACCUUGCCAGAGCUGAAUUAACUAUAAUCUUAAUAGCUGAUUUUUAUUUUUUUUUUAUUUUUUUUCCUGGGUGCCAGGUCCAUCUAGGGUUAACCCUGCAGCUGUAACAUAGCUAUGUUUACAUUAGGGUUAAUCCAGCCUCUAGUGGCUGUCUCAUUGACAGCCGCUGGAGGCGCUUCCGCGCUUCUCACUGUGAUUUUCACAGUGAGAAGACGCUGCCGUCCAUAGGGUAGCAUUAAGAAAUGCUUUCGUAUGGACUGAUUGAAUGAGCGUGCGGCUCUAGCUCUGCAUGUGCAUUUGGUGGAUGACGUCGGAAGAGGGAGGAGAGUCCCCAGCGCCAAGGGAGCUCGGCGCUGGAGAAAGGUAAGAAUUUAACCCCUUCCUCUCCCUUCAGUCUGGCGGGAGUGGGACCCUGAGGGUGGGGGGACCCAAAGACCCUACAGUGCCAGGAAAACGAGUUUGUUUUCCUGGCACUAUAGUGAUCCUUUAACUGAAUGUUUAUUAUUUAUUUUUUUGCAAAUACUUUUUUUUUUUAUUAAAGUAAAUGCACAAAAUAUACAUGCCAGUCAGAAUUUUUUUUAUGAUUUCAAGAAUAUAUAUGUCUAUGUGUGUAGUGGAUGCAGUGAGGAUAUUUCAUUAGUGAAUGCAGUAUGUGUGUUUGUGCCGUGAGUGUUUGUGUAGUGUGGGUGUGUAUAUAAUGAAUGCAGUGUGUGUUUGUGCAGUGAGUGUUUUGUUUGGUAUGUUAAGUGUGUAAAAUGGGGGUGAGGGGGUUAUUAUUUUUGAAUUUAUGUUUUUGUCCCCCUCCCUGCUUAUAUAGCAUUCACUGGUGGUCCGUUGGCAUGGACUGUGCAGAGGGGGCCCAGCAACACUCUUGCUCACCUUCCCAGCAGCUCCCCUGUCUAACUGUCAUGGCUUGUGUGCUGCAUGGAGCAUCGCCAUGGUAACCCUUAUCUUUAUUGGUCAAUAUUGCUGAAAAUACAGCAUAUCGGCCAAUAUUAUGGGCCAGACCGAUAAUUGGUCGAUCCCUAAUGCCUAAUCCCUAAUAAUUUGUAUUACUCAGUUGUGUGGGUUAUGUGUUACUGAUUUUGGUUCAUAGGAAUUCUUAAUCCCUCUAGAUUAAAAUUCUAUGACACUUUUCACUUAAGUAAUAGUGCAUUUACUCUGAUGCUGUUUCCUUUCUUAAAUAUAUGCGCUACACAGGGACAGAUUAGUUUGGUUAGUCUUUACAAAGCACAAUUACCUCCAGGUUACCAAGGAAUAUUCAAAUACAGGUAUCUGAAAGCUCCAGUAAACCCUUGUCUGAUAUCCCUUUGCUAUCAUUCGUAAUCAGUUAAGUGUUUAUUGGACCUUGGUUCUGGCCCUGGAAUUCAUCACUGCAGAUAGGGGGAGGAGGUGUUUUGGACUGCACUCGAGGGACAUGGUGCCAAGCUGACGGCAAAAGAAGAUCCUGCUCAAACUGGUUCCCUGGAAGCUCAUAGAAUAGGGGGGUGGUGUGGAGGAUCUGGAUUAUGCAAGCACAGCUGGGUCUGAAAUGUCAUUAUUCAGACAGCCUGAUUACUAAGGCUGAGUCAGCAAGAAUGGAGCAAGAGGAGAAAAUAAUAGACUUAUCCAGUGUUUAUGUGGGACCCAGAGGCGUUUGAGUUGCCAGGAGAGACUAGCGCUUGUUUUUCAAGUACAUACAAUACCUGGAGCCAUUUCACUAAACUGCGGUUUAAUAUUUAACAAAUGCUUUCUUUUUUUUAUACAGAUAUUUUAUUGCUCAUUAAAAUAAGUAUUCAAGACACUCAGCAGUAUGAAAGUAAAGUAGCUUAUUGUUGGGCAGGGUGCUAAAUACAGUUUAUCUCUGUAUUAAUCGGUGUUCAACAAUGCUCACAGACUUUACUUGUUCCUGAUUUCAGUUUCUCCUUCAGACCUCCUUGUACUGCAGGGUUACUGAUAAUUGGAAUGCCGGUAUUAGUAUGUAACAAAAGGUUACUGCAGGACAAGUCACUGUAGCCAUUGAUUCAAAUUAUGUAUUACACUAAAUGAUAGUGUGGCAGUGGAGCCUGCAGGCAUAUAGUCUGGCGUGCUGUAUCCACAUGGUUUGAUAGUGUUAAGAAUAGCAGCAAUAAUACUUAACAUUUGACUCUGACAGGAGAACAGCUCAGUGUUUACAGGUGUGGAAUCUGUACUGCUUGUUUUAGAUUAGCACAGAAUAAAGUUCCUCAGCCCUGGUGUUAAAUAAGUAUAAUGAUAAACUGUGCAUUUGAAAUUUUUACCAUCUUAUUCCCCUGAAGACCCAGUUUAGCAGAUUUAUUUUUAAAUUAUUAAAUGCAUUGUUUCCUUACAGUCUUUUUCUGACAUUCGAUCAGAUCUUUAAAUUGCAUUAUGUCAUAUUAUAUGUUGUUUUUUUAGCUUGGCUGUUUUCUCCUCUCCCCCAUCUCUGGUUAUUUCUGGUUUUCUUUCCCACGUGAUCGAUUCUACCCUCCCCUCCCAUCUGUCUUCUAGUAUUCUUGAGCUUGAAAACAAGCUCCUUAAGCUGGCAGGAUGCCUUUAUCAGCACUAGGAUAUUUUACAUGUACAGGAAUAACCUCCAAAUAUUGAUCUAGGGGAAAUGACGACCGUGUACCUCAUCUGGGAAUUAUCAUUGCCGAGAGGAAUAUAAGAGAGAAAUGGAGAGGGAGAGUCUGUGUGUUAAGAGCAGCGAUGGCAGCGGUUUAAUGAUGUAGAGAAACACUGACAAAUACUUGUUUUUUUUUCUCUUUCUCUUCAUAACUGGAUCUGUUUUUAUUGUAAAAGAGUACUACCUAAAGUUAACCUGCAGUGGAAAGUUGUGUCCUUGCAUGUAAGGAUUAACUGCAAUAAAGAGAGUUAAUUUCAUAAUUCCAUCCCACAUACAGAAGUAAUUUGCUACUUCUCCCACUUUGAGGUUACAUAGUUAUAUAGGCUGAAAAAUUGACAGCACCUUGUUGCCUAGUUUGUUGUCUAUAUCAAUUCCCAAAUUCUUCUCAUUUGUGUUAUCCCUAAUUCACUACAAUUUACGUUGUAAGUUGCUUGUGUAUUCUUCACCCCAAAGUGCAUAACUUUGCAUUUAUCUAUAUUAAAUUGCAUCUGCCUUUCAAAUAUCCUGUCCACUAAACUAGCUAAAUCCUUCGUCAACAAAAAAAUAUCCUGCUUGCAUUGUAUUAACUUACCAAGUUUUGUGUCAACUGUAAACACCAACACGUGACUUUAAAUGCCUAUUUAAAGAUAGUUUAUAAAUAUAUUUAAUUAAAAAAGUUAUUGUUUCUGUACUAAAAAACCUGCCAUCUAAAUGUAAUUAUAGACAUAUGAUUUGUUAGCAACAUCACCACGCUUGCGUUAUAUUUUAUAUUAAAGAGACAGCUGUGAUAGCAGCUUUAGUAAAUUGGUAUAUUAAUUUUCCAUUAUUUGUAUGUGUCAAUUGCGAGUCAUUCGGAGUAUGUAAUCUGUAUAUUGUAAAGAAAUUCACCUCUCAUUUUCCUUUGUUUGUACCACAAACUCACCACCUUUGCAUUAAAUAUUGUACUAUGCAGUAAAGGACCUCUAAUUUGUUCCACGGCCACUGUGCAAGACAUAUAAGUCUGUAAUAGACUGUGAUGCUAUCUCUGCAGUGGGUGAAACUCUGUUUAGUAAUUGCAAUGUAGGCCUCGAUUUAAUAGGCUUUACAAAUGAUGCAAUAUUGUUGGAAUAUCCACAAAAAUCCCAAAGACUUUAAAUAGUGACUUCUGUAGACAAAAUAAUUGGGAAAGUUUUUCUAAAAGUAUGGAAUCAUUUGGAAAGCUUAUUAAAUGGAAGGCAAUAGUGUCAUUAUAGUAUAACAGCUAGCAGUGAGUUUGUAGGGUGGGUUGGUGGCGGUUUCUGACCACUGUUUAUCAACCCUCAGCACCCCUAUACACACCCUGCCUCUAUGUGUGCGUUAUCGCUGCCUGACUGAUCUUCUUCAAUUCCUUAUGCAUAUAUUCCUUAUCAAUGAACAGGGUGAUGGGCAGGUUCCAUUAUCAUAUUUUUACAGGAACGGAUACUGGGUGUUGACAGAGAAGGGCUAAUUGUUUCACCUCACCCCCUCAGUCUUCCUGUCUCAUGCAUAAACUUGCUGUUUAGGAGUAUUUGUGUUGUAUUGGUAGGCAAAGCAUUUCGUGCCUAGACUUGGGGCACAGGAAAUAGUACCAGAUAUGCUUCACACAAUGGGAUACGUGGGAAACCUACUGUUACUGCUGGACAACUUUUCCAAGAUUUAUAUGCCAGUCCUUGAGAAAUGUAAUCCAACGGCAUCUGGAGAACUUGUAAACAUGUUCCAAUAUUGUAAUGUGGAACUACUAGUACCAAGGAAACACAUGGCUCGUUUCUGCUUUUUCAUUUGGUGAUAGCUUCACUUUAAGCACAUUGUCCCACUUUUUUGUUUAGGGGAUUUGUUUGCACCAGGGUCUACAAAUCUACUUCAACAUGCUUGGUGUUCUUGUUUUGGAUUGGAUACUCUGCUUGCAUAACACUAGUAUGCUUUCAUGCCCAGGUUAUAGGCGUGUGCAGGGAGCGUGAUAGGGUUGCCUGGGCACACCCUAAUGCAGGGCCAAAUUACCAUUUAUGCCCCCUGGCUAUGUCUGUAUGGCACUAUUGUGUGAGUUGGGAUUAGUUUAUUAUGUUUUUGAAGCAAACAUCUGUAAACACCUAGUUAACCUUAGAGCAAACGUGCAUUUUGUACCUCUUUUCUAAAUUUGUAUUUUUGAAGCAAAUUUUAGAUUAGUAAUUUUAUCUGGGUGCACAUCCUAAUGCAAUGUGCUGUGCGCACUUAUGCCCGGGUUUAUUACAUACGGUGGAACAACCAGCAACCAAAACUGUUAACACUGUUGUGAGCUCUAUAAUUUGCACCGAGGUCAAUACGAUCUGUGGUGUCUUUAGGUAAUAACAGUAGCUUGCACUGCGUAUUGCACGUGGUGCUUUCUAUAAAAUAGGAUGAGCCUUAGUUUGGUCCUUGCAGGGUAUGCAAAAAUAAGAGCUGGUUGAUCUGCUUGAUACCAGCAUGUAAUGGCAUGUCGUUGAUUUUUUUUUCUUUCUUUAAUAGUGCUGCUGACUUGGGUAAACUGUGCCAGUGUGCGAUGGGCCACACGUGUGCAAGACAUUUUUACUGCAGGAAAACUGCUAGCUCUGGGAUUGAUCAUCAUCAUGGGAAUAGUCCAGAUCUGCAAAGGUAAAUGCCAAUGUGUCUGUGUGUCCUCCAGAGUUUACCGUUAAUCACAUGGACAUUUCAUUGAAGUGUGCUGUUUUAUAAAUGCAAAAUGUUUAUUACUAAUAAAAUCGCUAGUUACCCUGCUGAUAUUGUUGCAAUAAAACAAAAGAAAGAAAGUAGACUAUCACUUUCAGUCUGGCAUUAGUCAGCCCUCGAGAACCUCACCCUAUCAAUUUACUGCCAUUUGACCACACAGUCUUGUUCUGUGAAAAGUUUAGUCAUGUUUACUUGUCUGUUGCAGAACGGGAACAUAUUCUUCCUCAGCCGUAAAGGAACCCUCCAAAUCCUUAAAGCACUUUAGCAUGUUAAAGUUUUUAAGGGUUUUACAUUUUAUCCAUUCUAUCUCAAUUUAUGAAAUUAAUUUAACAGGAAAUCGGCACAUUUAUAAAGCCCCUUUGUAAGACCUCCCUACUGUCAACCAGACUGUUGGGAGAGUUUUCUUUCUCACUAGCUUUAACUCACUUAAAGCAGAAUUGAGGACUUCUCGUUGAGAGGAAAUGGUUUGAGUGCUUCUCUAGUUGAGUUAUCACAGCAUUUGCCAUGCUUGCACCCUGUGUUCCUAUUGUUUGUCUAUGUGAAGGAUUAAAUUGACCGGGAGAUCAACACUGGCAGAGCUGUGACCAGAAGAUAGUCUUGUCUCUGGAUAAGAGAUGAGUAACUUUUUUUUUUUUUAAGAUACAUUUGGGGGCUCUAAAUCGAAAUGUAAAAAUGAACACUUCAAUGUGGAGUGUUCUUUUAUUUUAGUGACUUACUAUUUCCCUAUCUGUGUUUACUUCACUGAGAACUAUGAGAAACAUGCAAAGCAAAUGCCAAUAGAGUUAUUGUAAAAUAGACUGAUUUCAAAUGUAAGGCCACAGUAGCAAACCUGGAAGCAUAGCCGACAAAAUUGUUCCAGUUUGGCUAUUUUGAGCUUAAAGGACCACUAUAGGCACCCAGACCACUUCAGCUAAAUGAAGUGGUCUGGGUGCCUGGUCCAGAUAGGAUUAACCCUUUUUGCUGUAAACAUAGCAGUUUCAGAGAAACUGCUAUGUUUACAUUAGGGUUAAUCCAGCCUCUAGUGGCUGUCACAUUGACAGCCGCUAGAGGCGCUUCCGCGCUUCUCACUGUGAUUUUCACAGUGAGAAGACGCCAGCGUCCAUAGGAAAGCAUUGAGAGUGCUUUCCUUUGGACUGGCUGAAUGCGCGUGCGGCUCUUGCUGCGCAUGCGAAUUCAGCUAGGGACGUCAGAAGAGGGAGGUGAGUCCCAGCGCCGGCGCUGGAAAAAAGGUAAGGGAUUAACCUCUUCCUCCCCCUUCAGCGCCAUGGGAGUGGGACCCUGAGGGUGGAGGCACCCUCAGGGCACCAUAGUGUCAGGAAAACGAGUUUGUUUUCCUGACACUAUAGUGGUCCUUUAAAUUUUAAUUAACUUUGGAGAUUAAAGUAAAUUGCGUAAACUGUUCACAAGUUAAAGAAAAAAAACUUGCAUGGGAUCUGUAUUCUGGAGAUUUGCACCAAGGCGGGAUGUUAAACAUAGAAAAGUGUUGGAGUAUGCUAUUGUAUCUUGAACCACCGUAUGGUCUCAUUGCUUGCGUGUACCCAAUAAACAGUAUAGACAGAGUGGUCAUAGUUAACAUUGCCCUGAUAUAAGUUAAAGGUUCCUGUGGGAAUAUAAAUAAGAAAUUACAUAAAAACUGAGGUGUAAACCUUGAAUAGACAGUCCUAACCUGACCAACUUAUGUACUACAAUAGCCCAUCGAUAUAGCAUACAGACUGUAUAGAUUGGGAAAGUGAUAGGAAAACAAGUGAGAUGUGGAGCAGGGGAGAACUUUGUUGAUUCAUGACUUUUUGUUGUACUUAAGUUGCAUGUGGGUUUUAAUGACUUUAUUUUUUAUUUUGUUGUUUUCUCUUCUAAGGGGAGUAUUUCUGGCUUGAGCCAAAAAAUGCAUUUGAGAAUUUUCAAGAACCAGACAUUGGGUUAAUUGCCCUGGCGUUUCUACAGGGAUCCUUUGCAUAUGGUGGCUGGAACUUCCUGAACUAUGUCACAGAGGAACUAGUCAAUCCCUACAAGUAAGUGAGGCAACAAUGGAAGAGCAGAUCUUGAUUCUGGAUAGCUAGGUUCACAUUUCACACAGAUAGUGUGUAAACUCUAUUACCCUCUAUUACCCUUACUUGCAUACAUUGAUCAGGAGCUAAGUGAAUGAUUUCAUUAUCAGAGUCAGUAUCUUAAUCUUCUGUGCAAAGCAUUGAAUCACUGUAUAUACCAUAUAUUUGCUGACUUGACUUUUAAUUUGCAUUAUAAAGCCAGGUUUUUAAACGCUACAUGGAGGUUUUGGUUUCAUUUUGUUAUGCACAACUAGAGAGCACAUGGAAUCUGAAUUUUAGGCAAUCAAAAGCUAGUUAUUGACCUUAAUAACUAUAUUAUUCUAAAGUUAUGUUUGUUAACUGUUCUCUUUCUUCCUACAGAAAUCUCCCACGUGCCAUAUUUAUAUCUAUCCCACUUGUCACUUUUGUGUACGUUUUUGCAAAUAUUGCCUAUGUGACAGCCAUGUCCCCUCAGGAGUUACUGGCUUCCAAUGCCGUAGCUGUGGUGAGUACACAAUGGUAUAUCUCAUAGUGUGUUGGGUUACUCUCUGACCUAUGAUCCAACAUAUUUCUACAUUUAUAUUCACUCAGCCCUUUUUUUUCUGUCUCAUAUUUAUUUUUUAACAAAUAUAUUUUCAAUUUUCACCACCUCCUCUCUCUUUUGUUAGACAUUUGGUGAGAAGUUGCUAGGUGUGAUGGCCUGGAUCAUGCCAAUAUCUGUGGCUCUCUCAACAUUUGGGGGAGUCAAUGGUUCUCUCUUUACCUCUUCCAGGUUAGUGUGAGGUGAUCGCUAGCAUGUGUUUGUGCAAGCAUUAUAACACUAUGGGUGUUGCAGGCUUGAUGAGUGCUGUAACUUGCUCCUCUGAUUAUUCUUCAGGUUAUUCUUUGCUGGAGCUCGAGAGGGUCAUCUUCCCAGUGUGCUGGCGAUGAUUCACAUUAAGCGCUGUACUCCAAUUCCAGCUCUGCUCUUUACGGUAAAGUAUUACCAAAUUUCGUUUACUUCAUUUUCCUCACUCCCAACUCCUAGUUUUUGGUUUCCUUUACUUUGUACUCACAGUCAUUCCUUGUCUCCACAGUGCCUCUCCACAUUGUUGAUGUUGGUGACCAGUGAUAUGUACACUCUCAUUAAUUACGUCGGCUUCAUAAAUUAUUUGUUUUAUGGUGUGACAGUUGCUGGACAGAUUGUCCUACGAUGGAAGAAGCCAGACAUCAUUCGGCCUAUCAAGGUGGGGGCGAUAAUUAUGCAUUGAUAUAGUAUCCGUGUCAUAUGAAAGGUGAUCACAAGAAGGGCACAGUGAUCUAAAGAAGUAAAGAAACAAAUCUAUUUAAACAAAUAUAUUUUAUAAACCGUUUUCCUUUAAGUAGGGUCUAAGUUCCCUGCACUGAUUUCCUGUAAGUGAUUUAAUUGUAAAACGAUUCAUUAAUUGUGAUACAUGUUGAUGAUAUUACAGCCCUAGUCUUAUCAGGCAAAGUUAAACAACUUAAAUUAUUGCAAAAGCAAAAUCUGUAUAUACACAGUACUCUUAACCCCUUAAAGGACCACUCUAGGCACCCAUACCACUUCAGCUUUAUGAAGUGGUCUGGGUGCCAGGUACCUCUAGGAUUAACCCUUUUUAUUUUUUAUAAACAUAGCAGUUUCAGAGAAACUGCUAUGUUUAUACUGAGGGUUAAUCCAGCCUCCAGAGCCUCUAGUGACUGUCUCAUUGACAGCCGCUAGAGGCGCUUGCGUGCUUCUCACUGUGAAAAUCACAGUGAGAGCACGCAAGCGUCCAUAGGAAAGCAUUGUAAAUGCUUUCCUAUGCGGCCGGCUGAAUGUGCGCAGCUCCUGCCGCGCAUGCGCAUUCAGCCGAUGACGUCGCGAGCAAGGAGGAGAGGAGGAGUACAGCUCCCCGCCCGGCGCUGGAGAAAGGUAAGUGUUUAACCCCUUCCUCUCUCCGGAGCCCGGGGGAGGGGGUCCCUGAGGGUGGGGGCACCCUCAGGGCACUAUAGUGCCAGGAAAACGAGUGUUUUCCUGGCACUAUAGUGGUCCUUUAAGGACCAAACUUCUGGAAUAAAAGGGAAUCAUGACAUGUCACACGUCAUGUGUCCUUAAAGGGUUAACCAGGAAACAACCUGGCGAAAAGUACAGAAAGGGUUAGAGGGGUACUAAAGGGCUUAACCCUAGAACAUACAAGAAAAAUGAGGGAAAAAUACUCUACAUAGAGAGGGAGCCAAUCCCAUCAACACCAGUACCCCCUUCAGAACAAUAUAUAUAAAAGCUUGCAGAAAACUGUAUCUCAGACACAGCUCAAAAAAUAAUAAAGUGUUAUUAAUAGUGAAAAAACGUUAAACACACAAAAUCUGAUUUGCAAAUUUCCUGCGAGAAUUCAAGCAUUUGCGAAAACAUUUGAAACAGGAGAGAAAGUAAAGCUAUUAAUGUUGGCUCUGUACACUCACUAAUAAGCUCUUUCUUUGUCCAUAGGUUAACCUCAUCUUUCCAGUAAUCUACCUCCUAUUCUGGGCCUUCCUGCUUGUCUUUAGUCUUUGGUCUGAGCCUGUGGUAUGUGGAAUUGGCCUGGCCAUCAUGCUCACGGGGGUUCCUGUCUAUUUCUUGGGAGUCCACUGGCAGAACAAGCCACAGUGCUUCAAUAACUUUGUUGGUAAGUAUUGUAUCCUUAUACUGAUGGUAUGUUUCUCACCUUCAUAGACCUGUCCUGUAUAAGCCAACACAAUAGUUUGUUUAAAGAUGGUUGUAGGUAUUUAUUGUUUACUAAGUAAUGAGGAUAAAGUCCCAAAUUGGAACUAAACCUCAGAGAAUAAUCACCAAUAUAUUAUAAUUCCUCUUAAUAAACAAAUUUCCUUUAUUGCUAAAUAUAUGAAGCCACACGACACGCAAAACACACACACACACACACACACACACACACACACAUAUAUAUAUAUAUAUAUAUUGAAGUGAAAAAUAUGAAAUAAAGUAAAAUUAAAACAAAAAGUACCAAUUGACCAGCAAAUAAGAGUAAUAGGAUUACAACUUGUCUAAGGUAAUCGCUUAGAGCUCAUAUUUAAUCCUGUACAUUUACAGUCUGAAUUGGAAGAUCAAAAAUAUAUUAAGUGUACCUGUUGUCAAAGUUACAUUAUAACUGAGCUAACUCUUACUUGAAUUUUAAAUGAAGUAAAUUCUGGAAGUAUCAGGCUGAAAUUAAAUGUGUGUGUGUGUAUGUAUCUCUCUAUCCCCUGAUGAGGAAUGGCUAUAAUUGUAUCCACUUAAUAGAAAUUUGAUAUAAAAUUCCAGACAUAAAUGGAAUAAGUAUUAGAAGUUUAUUCAACACUUAGAUUAUAAGAGGUACUUGUAGCAACUGGUUGCAGUGUAUUCCAAACAAUUGCAGCAAUUAAAUAUGCUUACAAUAACCGGAGUACUAGCAGCCAGAUUUAAGUUAUAAUCAGUGAUUUUUUUGCUGCAAUUAAGGGGCCAAACUGUGUUCUGCGCCCAUUCAUUAUUUUAGUCAUGGAAAGCCAGUAUCUAGAGAUAUCAAAAAACAAUAGGGAAGUGAUAGGGCAGUUAAAUUUGGAAACAGGGUAGAUCACUAGGUAAAUAGUUCAAAGUAAAGAAAUUCCGGAAUUAAUAUCAGAAAGGAGAAUUAUGAACUGAAUCUCCCUAUACCUCACUCGACAUUCUCCCUCCCAGCCUUAAAGGACCACUAUAGACACCCAGACAACUUCAGCUCAAUGAAGUGGUCUGGGUUCCAGGUCCAUCUAGGGUUAACCCUGCAGCUGUAAACAUAGCAGUUUCAGAGAAACUGCUAUGUUUACAUUAGGGUUAAUCCAGCCUCUAGUGGCUGUCUCAUUGACAGGCACUUCUCUCUGUGAUUUUCACAGUGAGAAGAUGCUGCCGUCCAUAGGAAAGCAUUGAGAAAAGCUUUCCUAUGGACUGAUUGAAUGCGCGCGCUUGCCGCGCAUGGGCAUUUGGCGGAUGAUGUCAGAAGAGGGAGGAGAGUCCCCAGCGCCGAGGGAGCCCUGUGCUGGAGAAAGGUAAGAAUUUAACCCCUUCCUCCCCCAGACCCAAAGACCCUAUAGUGCCAGGAAAACAAGUUUAUUUUCCUGGCACUAUAGUGGUCCUUUAAUGCUUCAAGGUAGUUCCCCUGAUCUCAGAAUAAAAACCUUAAUUAGAAUAUACUAUUUCCCAAAAAUCACUUGGCAAAUUAAUAGCCACGAAUACAUGGGUUUCCUCAGAAUAAAACCAGGCAGGGAAAUCAACAACGCCAUGCCAGAUUUUAAAAGAAGUAGAGCCCGUCCUCGGAUGAUGUCUUCUGGGGCCCGUCAUAUAGUAGUGCCCGCCCAUAUCUGAACGCACCUACUCUAGUUCAGAACUUACAACUGGGCGCAUGUACAUCAAGUCAUCCCCGACGUCAUCGUAAGUCACCCCCCCCCCCCGGUACAUUAACCUGACAGUGUCCCACCUACCCAUGUUUAUGAAAAAUAGGCAGCAUUAAUGUAGACGUACACCUACCCUUCAUACAAUGCUAGAGUGCCGAUCUCACUGUUUUGAACAGAAUGCAGUUGAUCAUGCAGCACAUAGUACAGAGAGGGUGGCAUACUUAAUGCAAUAUUCCCAUUACAUAUAGCGACUGUGUACCGAUCCCAGAGUGAAAUAAAGACCAGGAAAGAUUUUCAUGAUAAGGUAUCAUAUUUGUCUCCCCUGAAUGCUAAGAUACUACUACUCAACCAUAUAUUAGACAUAUAGAAUUUAUAUAUUAUGUCAAACAGGAUAUAUAUGUGCAGCUAGUAUAUAGAUAGCAUCAUCAUUCUUCAUAGAAUGAAUCAGACUAGAGGAUAUCUUAAAUCACACAAAUGGGUAAUUAUCCCUUAUAUUAAUAUAAUAAAAAAUUGGAUAUCUUAUUCAUGACACACUGUUAAAGUUAACAAUAUCAACUGCAGUAAAGGGUUUUUGAUAAUAUAUUUAAUCCAGUGUUCCUGUGGGUGAGUUAAAUGAGAAACAAGUAAUCCCAUGUGUUCUUAUAUUGCUUUUAUUGUUUAACAUUAUUUAUAUUGUAGACAGCCUAUAGAGGUGGAGUUAACCUUGAAAGGUAAUUAUUGCAGUUUCUUAAAAACUUCAAUAAUUACUUUUGCAGGGUUAAGGGACCUGGGGCAGUGCACCCAGACCACUUCAAUGAACUGAAGUGAUCUGGAUGCUUUAAGUGUCCCUUUAAGUGAAAGCAGACGCACAGUGAGAAAUUUUGAGAGUGGAAACAGCCUUGGGAGACCAGGCUUCCUGCUCCCUUCACUGUGCUUCCGGUGUUCACAGUCACGGGGCAGCCAGGAUUCCUCUCUCCUCUGGUGCUAGGGCAGGUAAACGGCGGAGAGGUGCCCAGCAGAUGAAUGGCAGCACUAAGGGCUGGCUAAGGAGCUCCUCUCCCAGCACACCAGCAGCAGGGCAGCCCACCAGGAAACCUCUCCUUGUGCGCCCAUGGCAGAUUUGAACCCCAGGCAAAUGCCUUAUUCACCUAAUGGUAGUGCCUGCAUCUGAAGCUCUCUCUUUUUCUGUUGGUAUUUAUUGUUGAUGUUUACUUAACAUAUGUACCUUGAUGAUAUGUUUCAAUCUCAGAUGCAAUGACACGUGCUGGCCAGAAACUCUGUGUGGUGGUCUACCCCCAAAUGGACAGUAAAGAUGAAGAUGUAAGCGAGGAAACCAAGGAACAGAGUACUCCAAUCUAUAAGCCAGGUUCUGGAGCAGGAGAUGGAGCUCAUGCCUGAUUUCUAAAUUCUCCUCUACAAUGAUCAUUUCACUCCACGUCUGCUGCCCCUGUAUACCUUGAGAGUAUAUAUAUAUCUGUUGACAGGACUACAGUACAGCUCUACCACGAUAGAUGGAAUUUAGUGUGUAUGUGCACUUGUGUGUAUGUGAGUCUUUGUAUGCGUGUCAGUAUUCCUGUGUGCACCAAUGCAGUGCUGGUUAUCAACAUUGUAUUUUCCAGUUUCCAUAGCCCUCAGGUAAUUUUGGGGUACCAGGGUAGUCACUUGCUUUGAAGUCAGUGCUGUGUAAUUGUGUGUCACAGAGUCUGUGUGUCUUUGGAACUCUGCUGUAUACUGGGGUUGUUUUAUCUCCCAAUAUGGUGUCAUUAUUUCAUGUAAUGGCUCCCCCUGGUGGCAAACAAAGAAAAGCUGCAGGUUAAAUAGACUUUUUGAUGAGCAGCCUGUGUUGUUUGUGGGUUUACACCUAUCCACUCUGUCGCAGUCUGAGCUGCCUGUUGUGCUAUCUCUACCUGUGGAUUCAUGAUUUGACCAACAAUCUGAUCUUUAUACAUAUUACCCUUAGCUGUCCAGAUUUGCACUGCUAGAGGAAGACGUCUGCCUGACAAUCAUGAGACCUGCACAGGACUGACCUUUCUCCUCUGCUACUGCCUGCACAUGGAAGAUAAUAGAACUUCCAUGUGUAUAUCUUGCUGCUCACUUGUAAUAAAGGCGCACUCCACUGUGGACUCAGGUCUUUAUCCAACUGACUGUCACAGGACUUUUGGGUUCUCAAUCCUUACUCCAAAACUGCGGUUACCUAUUGUCCAACUAGAAGACCUGUGUCAUAUGUUCACACUCCGAGAAUUGUGGGUAAUUACCCACCUAUUUGUGUGUUUUUUUUUUUUUAUUCUUCAUUUCAGAAUUCUCCACGUUUUAUAUAUAUUUUUUAUUUAGAAUCUCAUUUCUGAAUGUAAUAAACUGGAUCUUGUGCCUUUUUGUUGAGAGGUUAGUGUGUAUAUAAUCAUGUCUAAAGAGUUUGUAACACAAGGUAGGGGUAUGCUGCUUUAGAAGAGAUGUGAGUAAUAUGUAGUCAUUGAUUAGGAUACUGUGUCUCCACUACUGCAUCUUGAAGGAAGAAUAUUUUGGUUUAUGAUAGCCCUUAAUUUUAUAUUAGCGUUAAUUCAUUGUCAUUGCACAAACAUCAUAGCAGCAAAAAAAAAAACCAACGUAUUUUUUUUGUUUGACUUUUCUUUUAGUAAGAACUUGCUUCAGAUUUAGAGCAUUUACUUUUAAAUACGAUCUCACUAUUUCUAAUAGAGCUGCUACACAAUAAUUAAAAAGCUAAAUCAGGGUUAAUACAGUGCAUCUUAUGUACAUGUGCUAGAAACUGGCAUUAAUUUCCAUGUAACAUACUAAAUACAUUUUACAGUAAUAUAUAAAAAUGAUUUGGAUUAGAAAAAUAACAACCAUAAUGCUGUGGUCUUGUUGGAGAUUGCAUUGUGGGUAUUCAUAGACAAACCAAGGAUUAAUAACGAUCAUGAACUUUAUUAAUCUCUUUCUCUGGGAUUGUUCCAAAAUUCUUCAUGCACAUUCUUUGGAUUUAAUGUACAGCAAGCUGAAAACAAUUGUUGGUUGAGAUACAUUUUUGCUUGUUAGAAGAAGUAUCGUGCAACUGCGCUGGGACAGUAUUUACACGUUCUCUUCUUUUUAUGGAUCUGACCCCAUGGCAUUUCUUCUCAGAGGUCCUCAUCUGGCUGAUAGGGAGUCCAGUAGCUCAUACUAAAACCUGAACCUCACAAGUGGCAAUUCUUUUGAUGAUGGAUUCACACAAAGGUGGAAAUAUGUGACACUACAUUAAAUAACUCUAAGGUAUUUUUUUUCUUUUUUUAAAAUGCCUUUUUUUUUUUUUUUUUUAAAGCAAGAUGCUUGUACCCGUACUGUUUUGCCAACAAAACACAACCAGUGAAAUAGUCAACAGCUUUAAAAUGCAUACGGUUGUAUCAUUUUCUUCCAUGAAAGUUACCAAAAGUCUUCUCACCUUACAGUGCCCGGUGCAGUGCAGUUAUAUAUAUAAAAAUAAAUAUAUGUAUGACUUAUUAACUGAGGACCAUGCUUGCUGUCACUUGAUAAAUGAAAUUAGUCCAUAUGUGUGAUAUAUGAGGUACAAUCCAUUAAAAAAAAAUGCUCUUUCAGAUUAAUUGAUGCUUCUAUGGAAUAAUAUUACACAUAUACACCACUAAGCUAAUGAGAAAUCAUGAAAAACUAAAUAAAAUAAAUUAUUUUCUAAUAAAAUAUACAA
This is a messenger RNA of Pelobates cultripes (western spadefoot toad), 40166 nucleotides long. The record is from the annotation of a GenBank genome assembly. Lineage: Eukaryota; Metazoa; Chordata; Amphibia; Anura; Pelobatidae.